Thermothelomyces thermophilus ATCC 42464 is the source of this 7299-nucleotide messenger RNA. RefSeq lists its product as uncharacterized. Bases 304 to 6933 code for a protein of 2209 amino acids. The record is from RefSeq and is a predicted model, not a curated record. Gene Ontology annotation, molecular function: nucleic acid binding; ATP binding; ATP hydrolysis activity. Lineage: Eukaryota; Fungi; Ascomycota; Sordariomycetes; Sordariales; Chaetomiaceae. Gene Ontology annotation, cellular component: nucleus. The transcript has a single exon.
CAACGUUCCACUCGCGACGCCAACUCUUCCUUGUCCAAACACUUUGCCCAUCGGCAACACCAAUUAUUCCCAAUUUGCCGUUGCCCUCGAUCCCAAGCUCCUCGAUGUGGCAUCGCGAUAUCUGCCUGUCCGCUACAUAGACCGACAUAGUGGCUUGGGCAGGGUUGGACUGAUCUUCGCCACCAACUGCAGGCAGAACCGACGCGGCGGCGAUAAUCGAAACGAAGAGAUCGUCGCGACAGCGACCACAAGCUCCUCCCAUUCUUCGCCCAACCUGUGAUACCCCAGCAAAAGCCGCUCAAAAUGUCCGACUACCACCGCGAUGUCUCGCAGUACAAGUACUCGGCCAUGUCCAACCUGGUCCUCCAGGCGGAUCGUCGGUUCGUCACGAGGCGAACCGACGAGCCCACCGGGGAUCCAGAGUCGCUGGCCGGGCGCUUGUCCAUCAAGGAUAUGGGCACGCGCGUGAACCGGGGCACAGCGCCAAAGCCAAAGAAAACCAGCGCCAUGCCGGAUGUGGAGCGCGGCAGCAUGCGAGAAGGCGCCGACGUCCUGCAACACGUGAAGCAGCAGAAGAGCAAGGCGGAUGCCCGUGGCGGUGGUAUCCUCUCCGGGGCCGAUGCGCUGAUUGAAGGCAUCCGGUAUCGACCCCGGACGCAGCCCACCCGCGAUGCCUUCAACCUCAUUUUGACGAUAGUGGCAGAGCACCUUGGCGAUGUUCCCCACGAGGUUGUGCGGAGUGCUGCCGACGCGACAUUGGAGUAUCUGAAAGACGACGAUAUGAAAGACCUCGAUAAGAAGAAGGAGAUUGACGACAUUCUGGGCGUCUCGAUGAGCCCUAAGCAGUUCAACGAGCUGGUGAACCUGGGGAAAAAGAUCACGGAUUACGAUGCGCAAGACGAAGAUGAGGACAUGGAGGAUGUGAAGCGCGCCGGCGAGGACGAGAUUGACGGUCGGCAAGGUGUUGCUGUCAACUUCGAGAAUGAGGAAGAUGACGAUGGAAUGGUCGACGUCGUUCGGGACGAGUCCUCAGAAGACGAGGACCAGGAAGAGGAGGAAGAAGCCCCAGAUCUCCAAGAAGUUGCUGACGAAGACGGAGAAGGCUUGGACCGUGAUGGCGAAGGGGCGGGGCUGGCGGACGGUGAGGCCAUGGUGAUAGAUGCCGUGCCCCAGGGGAAGGACAAGUCUCAAGAGAAGAACUUUGUUCCUGCCCGGGAUAUUGAUGCAUACUGGCUGCAACGCCAGAUUGGCCGCCUCUAUCCCGACCCCCACACCCAGCACGAUAAGACCGUCCAAGCUCUCAAGAUCUUGUCGGGAGAGCCAGACGAACCCGAUGGCGAAGAGAAGCAGCUCCGUGAUAUCGAAAACGAUCUGAUGGAGCUGUUUGAGUACGAGCAUCAUGAGAUUGUGCAAAAACUCAUCGAGAACCGAGAGAAGGUUGUGUGGCUCACGCGCUUAGCAAGGGCCGAAGACCGGGAGGAACGCGAGACGAUCGAGCGAGAAAUGGCUUCUGAAGGACUGCGCUGGAUCCUUGAUGAGCUGUACGGCAAGCCCAAAGACGACCAGAAGAAGCCCAAGCUGGAGAUCAAAAUGGACAUAGAUAAGGGCGCUUUCGAAGCCGCGCAGCCUCAGAAAGAAGAGCGAGCCGAAGGACAGUUGGUCGGGGGACUCCAACCUAAGAAGCUGAUCAACUUGGAGAACCUUGUCUUCGACCAAGGAAACCACCUCAUGACCAACCCAAGGGUCAAGCUACCAGAAGGAACGGUAAAGCGAACGUUCAAAGGAUACGAGGAAGUUCACGUCCCCCAGCCCAAGCCGCGGAACGACCCGAGUGACCAGAAUAUCCCGAUUACAGAGAUGCCCGAGUGGGCUCGGCUGCCGUUCAGCACCACGAAGUCGCUCAACAAGAUCCAAUCCAAGUGUUAUUCCACGGCAUUCCUGGAUGACGGCAACAUGCUCGUUUGCGCUCCGACGGGAAGUGGCAAGACCAACGUUGCAAUGCUCACAAUACUCCGGGAGAUCGGCAAGAACAGGAAUAGCAGAGGAGAGAUCGAUUUGGAUGCGUUCAAGAUCGUUUACAUCGCCCCCCUCAAGGCUCUUGUCCAGGAGCAAGUUGGAAACUUUGGGAUGAGGCUGCAGCCAUAUGGUAUCAAGGUGUCCGAGCUGACAGGUGAUCGACAACUCACCAAGCAGCAAAUCUCCGAGACCCAGGUCAUCGUAACGACUCCUGAGAAAUGGGACGUUAUCACGAGAAAAGCAACUGACAUCUCGUACACCAACCUGGUACGGCUUAUUAUCAUCGAUGAGAUCCAUUUGCUGCACGACGACCGUGGCCCCGUGCUGGAGAGUAUCGUCAGCAGAACCAUCCGGCGGACUGAGCAGACGGGCGAACCAGUUCGCAUCGUCGGCCUGUCAGCCACGCUGCCCAACUAUCGGGAUGUGGCGAGUUUCCUCCGCGUUGAUUUCGAAAAGGGCAUGUUCCACUUCGACGGCUCGUACCGCCCUUGCCCCUUGCGCCAAGAGUUCAUUGGUGUCACAGAAAGGAAAGCCAUCAAGCAGCUCAAGACCAUGAACGACAUCACGUACCAGAAGGUUCUCGAGCAUGUUGGCCAGAAUCGGCACCAGAUGCUGGUGUUUGUCCACUCGAGGAAGGAGACAGCCAAAACAGCAAAGUACAUCCGCGACAAAGCUUUGGAAAUGGAAACCAUCGACCAGAUCCUCAAGCACGAUGCCGGCACCCGCGAGGUCUUGAGCGAGGCGGCCAAUUCGGUUAACAACACGGAUCUCAAAGACAUUCUGCCGUAUGGCUUCGGAAUCCACCACGCCGGCAUGACCCGAGAGGACAGAACCGAUGUUGAGGAGCUCUUCGCGAGUGGGCACAUCCAGGUGCUGGUGUGCACGGCAACCCUUGCUUGGGGUGUCAAUUUGCCUGCUCAUACCGUCAUCAUCAAGGGCACACAGGUCUACUCUCCGGAAAAGGGCAGCUGGGUCGAGCUGAGCCCUCAGGAUGUUCUCCAGAUGCUUGGCCGCGCAGGCCGUCCCCAAUUCGAUAAGUAUGGCGAGGGCAUCAUCAUCACCACCCACGGGGAGAUACCAUAUUACUUGUCGUUGCUCAACCAGCAGCUGCCAAUCGAGAGCCAGCUGGCGAGCAAACUUGUGGACAACCUCAACGCCGAAAUUGUCCUUGGCAACGUUCGGAGUCGUGAUGAGGGCGUGGAGUGGCUGGGCUACACCUACCUCUUUGUCAGGAUGCUUCGUUCUCCAGGCCUGUACAGCGUCGGCCCCGAGUACGAGGACGACGCAGCCCUGGAACAGAAGCGGGUCGACUUGAUCCAUUCUGCUGCAAUGGUUUUGAAGAAAUCCAACUUGAUCAAAUACGACGAGAAGACGGGCAGGAUGCAGUCCACCGAGCUCGGGCGCAUUGCGUCCCACUACUACAUCACAUACUCGUCGAUGGACACAUACAACAAGUUGAUUCAGCCGUCCAUGAACGAUAUCGAACUCUUCCGCGUCUUUGCACAGAGUGGCGAGUUCAAAUAUAUUCCGGUCCGUCAAGAAGAGAAGCUCGAGCUUGCGAAAAUCCUUGCCCGGGUCCCUGUCCCUGUCAAGGAGAGCAUUGAGGAACCGACGGCCAAGAUUAACGUGCUUCUCCAAGCCUACAUCUCUCGCCUGAAGCUCGAGGGGUUGGCUCUCAUGGCGGACAUGGUUUACGUCACCCAAUCAGCUGGUCGCAUUCUCAGGGCUAUAUUCGAAAUUGCUUUGAGGAAAGGCUGGGCCUCUGUCGCCAAGCUCGCCCUCAACUUGUGCAAGAUGGCGGAGAAGAGGAUGUGGCCGACCAUGUCACCCCUUAGACAGUUCCCCAAUUGCCCAAUCGAGAUUGUGCGGAAAGCCGAGAGGAUAGAGGUGCCGUUCAGCAGCUACUUUGAUCUAGACCCUCCUCGAAUGGGGGAGCUGCUGGGCUUGCCCAAGGCUGGGAAGACCGUGUGCGGGCUCGUCGCCAAGUUCCCUCGAGUCGAGAUCCAGGCAAACGUGCAACCCAUGACAAGAUCGAUGCUCCGUGUCGAGCUGACCAUUACACCCAACUUUGAGUGGGAUGUUGAUGUCCAUGGGUUUUCGGAAAGCUUCUGGAUCAUCGUCGAGGAUUGCGAUGGCGAAGACAUUCUCUACCACGACCAGUUCAUUUUGCGCAAGGAAUACGCUGAAGUGGAGGCCAACGAGCACAUUGUCGAGUUCACGGUUCCCAUCUCGGAGCCGAUGCCACCCAACUACUUCAUAUCGGUCAUCUCGGAUCGGUGGAUGCACUCCGAGACUCGCAUGGCGGUAUCGUUCCAGAAGCUCAUUCUGCCAGAACGGUUCCCCCCCCACACAGAAUUGCUCGACUUGCAGCCCCUCCCGGUGUCUGCUCUCAAGGCUAAGGACUACGCUGCCCUCUAUCCAGACUGGCAACAGUUUAACAAGGUGCAAACACAAACUUUCAAUUCCCUAUACAACACCGAUCACAAUGUCCUGGUCGCAGCCCCAACGGGCAGCGGCAAGACGGUUUGUGCAGAGUUUGCCCUCCUGCGCCAUUGGGCCAAGCGAGAACCUGGGCGGGCUGUCUACAUCGCUCCCUUCCAAGAACUGGUGGACCAACGGUUCCAGGAGUGGCAAAAGCGCUUCUCGAAUCUCCGCGGGGGCAAGGAUAUCGUGAAGCUUACGGGAGAAACGUCCAGUGACCUCAAGUUGCUUGAGCAGGGAGACCUGAUUCUCGCCACCCCUCUCCAGUGGGACGUCCUUUCCCGGCAGUGGAAGAGGAGAAAGAAUGUUCAGACGGUGGAGCUGUUCAUUGCGGAUGAGCUGCACAUGCUCGGCGGUCAGAUGGGGUACAUCUACGAGAUCAUCGUGUCUCGGAUGCACUACAUCCGAACGCAAACGGAGCUCCCGAUGAGGAUUGUUGGCCUCAGCGUGUCCCUUGCUAACGCCCGCGACGUCGGCGAGUGGAUCGACGCCAAGAAGCACGACAUUUACAACUUCAGCCCCCAUGUGCGCCCGGUGCCGCUGGAGCUUCACAUUCAGUCAUACACCAUUCCUCACUUCCCGUCUCUUAUGCUCGCCAUGGCGAAGCCGACAUACCUUGCCGUUACCCAGAUGUCUGCGGACCAGCCGGCCAUCAUCUUCGUGCCCAGCCGAAAGCAGACCAGGGCUACGGCCCGCGAUCUGCUCACGGCUUGCCUCGCAGAUGACGACGAGGAUCGGUUCCUGCACGUUGACGUGGACCAACUGAGGAAACUUCUUGACAGAGUCCAAGAGGAGGCCCUCGCCGAGGCUCUCUCCCACGGGGUGGGCUAUUACCACGAAGCUCUCAGCCAGAGCGACAGGCGUAUUGUCAAGCACCUCUACAACAACGGGGCUAUCCAAGUUCUUAUUGCCUCGCGCGAUGUCUGUUGGGAGCUUGAUUGCACAGCACACUUGGUUGUCGUCAUGGGUACUCAGUACUUCGAGGGCAGGGAACAUCGCUAUGUCGACUACCCUUUGAGCGAAGUACUGCAAAUGUUCGGCAAGGCCGUGCAACCAUCCAAGGAUGGGCGUAGCCGCGGCGUCCUCAUGCUUCCAGCCGUGAAGCGUGAGUAUUACAAGAAGUUCCUUAACGAGGCGCUGCCGGUCGAGUCUCAUCUCAACAACUUCCUCCAUGAUGCAUUCGUAACGGAGAUCAGCACCAAGAUGAUUGAGUCCGGGGAGGACGCUAUCAACUGGGCCACCUUCACAUACUUCUACAGGCGUCUGCUUGCGAACCCAACUUACUAUGGUCUGACAGACCCGACGCACGAGGGGUUGAGCCAGUACCUCUCCGACAUGGUCGAGGAGACAUUGCGGGAAUUGGCCGAGUCCAAUAUCAUCGACAUGGACGAGGACGACGGAACGGUUGCGCCACAGAAUGCUGCGAUGAUCGCCGCCUACUACAACAUCUCGUAUAUCACGAUGCAGACAUUCCUCCUGUCGCUCAAGCAGAGUCACAAGCUGAAGGGUAUUCUCGAGAUUGUGACAUCGGCGACCGAAUUUGAGUCGAUCCAGAUGAGGCGCCACGAGGAGGCUAUCCUUCGACGCAUCUACGACAACGUGCCGGUGAAGAUGAGCGAUCCCGCCUAUGACUCGGUUCAUUUCAAGGCAUUCGUCUUGGUUCAGGCACAUUUUUCGAGAAUGAACCUACCAAUUGAUCUCUCCAAGGACCAGGAGGUCAUCUUGACCAAACUUCUCAGUCUCCUGAGCGCCGUUGUCGAUAUCUUAUCGUCCGAAGGCCAUCUGAACGCAAUGAACGCGAUGGAGAUGUCGCAGAUGGUGGUGCAGGCCAUGUGGGACCGCGACAGCCCGCUAAAGCAGAUCCCCAACUUUACGCCCGAGGUGGUCAAGGCAGCGAAUAAGCACGGCAUUAGGGAUAUCUUCGACUUCAUGGAGAAGAUGAACCCGGAUGAGAACCCCGAUUACGGCUCGCUCGUCAAAGACCUCGGCCUCUCCCAGGCGCAGCUGGCGCAAGCGGCCAACUUCACCAACACCAAGUACCCCGACAUCUCGCUUGAGUUCGAGGUGGAAGACAAGGAGAGCAUCCGCGCGGGCGAGCCGGCGUACCUCAAGAUCCACAUUGAACGCGAGCUGGGCGAGGAUGAGGAGUUCGACCCCACGGUACACGCGCCGUUCUACCCGGGCAAAAAGACGGAGAACUGGUGGCUUGUGGUUGGCGAGGAGAGUUCCAAGACCCUGCUAGCCAUCAAGCGGGUAACCGUGGGGCGGGAGCUCAAUCUCAGGCUCGAGUUUACCGUGCCAACGCCUGGCCGCCAUGACCUGAAGCUGUUCUUGAUGAGUGACAGCUAUGUUGGAGUCGACCAGGAGCCUACCUUCUCUGUCAUGGUUGGAGAAGGGAUGGACGUGGACGAGAGCGAGGAAGAGGAGGAGGAGUAGGAGGAGGAGGAAUAGAUGACAGGCGAGUGUGUCACGUGUUGGUCCCCCUGAUUUCUUAGAAGACAGCUGUUGGAUGGUAAUGUACUGUAUGUGGACGCGAAGGGACGGUUAGGUAUUUAUUGAUUGUGUCUUUGACUUUCAGACGGCCCAUGGUCUCAUGAAUCCAAGCAGAUGCAGUGGUGAGAAACUCGACAACCACGGUGUGACAGGGCACUCGAUAAGACGAAAGCUCCUGGUCUGGCUUGUUCCCCCUGCUGCUGGAACGUUCGAACUCAGUGGUUGGGGACGAGGUACGUACUGUACACACUGGUAUCGGCGCCGUUCACAACGCCGUGCGCGCCACGAGAAACGAAGUGGGCCCUUCCG